Messenger RNA from Punctularia strigosozonata HHB-11173 SS5, 2421 nucleotides. RefSeq lists its product as uncharacterized. Lineage: Eukaryota; Fungi; Basidiomycota; Agaricomycetes; Corticiales; Punctulariaceae. The transcript is spliced from 2 exons. The annotation marks the transcript as partial. The record is from RefSeq and is a predicted model, not a curated record.
AUGGCUUGGGGGGCCCAAUCUGACGAGAAAGCGAGGGGCCUAGAAGGAAGGAAUGAGCCGACGCGAGGGGAAGAGGAAAGUGUAUUCGACGGAUCUAGUGAUAGCGGAACCCCGUUCUACCGACGGGGCGAGCCAGGAGAUCCAGACGACCCUGACGAUCCCCCUCCAGAUGGGGGACGAGGCCCCUGGUUUCCUAGAGGAAGAGGCCGGGGAAUAGGGGGUCCUCCUCGCCGACCGCCAGGAACGCCGAGAGGAAGCGGCGGAGGCGGCGGUGGAGGAAACGGGCCGGAUGGAUACAGCACCGAAGGCGAGGGAACAUGGCCCCUGAGACCCGAGAAGGACCCUUUAGUUCCGAAAAUCAAGAAUGAGCUAAAGCCUGAGGAUCUGCCGGAAUGGGAUGGAAGCCACGAGUCGGCGCUAGAUUACUUCGCGGCUAUCCAGGAAUGCGCCGCAAUAGGAGGACUGAUCCCGGGUCAGAUUGGCCAGUAUAUGUGGCGAAAGUUCACCGGCGAAAUUAGGGAAUGGUUCCUCAUCCUUCCGGCGAAUUUCAAAACAUACAUGAGGGAGCACUACACCCAAGCCCUAUGGAUGAUCAUGAAUUACUAUCUAGGCCCGGAAUGGGUAACGGAACGAGAAGCCGAGUUCAGAGACCAAAGGUUUCGACAACCGAAAUUCCACGAUGAAUCCCCCUCCCGCUUCCUGAAUAGACGAAUCCGUCUGUGCCGAACCCUCAUGUUAGGAGACUUCGGUGGACCUUUGGAGGUUGAGAUAGUCAUGCGGAAUGCCCCUCGCCAAUGGCCUAUCAUUCUGCACUUGGGAUCAGUAUCGGAUACCCCUACCUUGCAGAUGCGCGUCCGCACCUUCUCCAAGAUUCUGGUGAGCGCACAGACGACGAGCGCCCCUUCGCAAAGAGACAUUGACCGAAUGGUCGCGGAGGCGCUGAGGACGAACGUGCGCCGGAUCUCCUCGUAUAACCCGGCCCAAACUCGCCGGUCUUCCAUGACGCCUGCCAACGCGUAUCUCAACGAGUCGGCUGACACCGAGCCUGAGGGAGACAGCCCGCCGAGCAAGGACGACGACGGCGAGAAUCAGGAGGCAGGGAACUGGGACGACGAAAUCUGGGCGCAGGCAUUCGCGACCCUGUCUAAGAACCAGAAGCCGCCUCCAGGGGGCUACCCCUACCCCGCGCGGAAUGAAAAGCGUAAAGCGGUCAACCUGGCCGACGCUCGAACGGAACGGUCGGGGGAGGAUGCAAAAUUGUAUGAUACGCUGUGGGAUAUGAGUGUCAAUGCAUACAUGGUUUCCCUGUAUGAAUCGCGAAGCGAAAAGGGAAAGGAUCCGAAGGCCGCUUUGAGACUCGAGUCGGAAUGGAAAGAGAGCUCUCGAGUCACUGCGGAAAACGAACGUGCGGCGUUCGAGGACGACGAUUCUACGGACAAAGGGGUGAGCUCUGUACAGAGCAAAGUUCCCGAGUCCGAAACGAGGGUGCGGCUUGCUAAGUCCAAGCGCAAACUCCCGGGGCAGUCAGCCAAGGACGUAUCGGUCCUCUCAGUGAAGGGCCGGAUAGGGUCUUCGCCCAGCUGCGAGAUCGAUUUGCGGCUGGACUCAUGCGCGGAUAUUACGUUGUUGUCCCAGGAGGCGUACGAAGCGAUGCACGAGCGCCCUGCGAUUAAGAAAGGUUUACACCUCCGCCUUUGGCAACUCACGGACAGGAGCACCGAAAUUUCAGGGUACGUGAAAUUGCCCUUGGAGAUCCAGACAGAGGAAGGAACCAUACUGUGUAUGGAGGCGGAGGCGUACGUGGUGCCAGGGAUGACGGUGCCUAUCCUAUUAGGAGAAGACUUCCAAGAAGCGUACGAGGUCAACGUGACGCGCAAAGUCAAUGAAGGUACACGAGUGUACUUCGGCAGAUUCCAGGAGGCGGUAAAAGCGGUCCCGGUGGAAAGGACGUCGGACCUGGAUAAGUUGCGGAGGAGCGCACACGGUCUGCAAACGUUCGUGCGUAAGAAAAUGUCUGCACGGGAGAAAGCUAGGAGAGAGAGGUUGAAAAGGCGAGCCCGAGAUGGACAGCGAUGGCUACGCCUGGAGAAUGACGUACGAAUCAACCCCCAUUCCGUGGCCAACGCGCGAGUUGAAGGAUGGUUCGGCGAGGACGACGAUAAGCCUUGGCUAGUUGAGAAAGCGAUCCUGGAUACCAAGAAGGACCCCUUGGUAAUUCCCAAUGUUUUCAUCACGGGGAGCCUCCCGCUAGUGCCUCUCACUAAUCCUACGGAUCGUCCGCGGCUGCUCAAGAAAGGAGCCGUCAUCGCGAAGCUUCUAGACCCUGAGAAAUACUUGGACUCGCCGAAGACGGAGACGCAGAGGGCGAGGAUGGCGGAAGGAGCGGACAAGGCGGCGAAAGCCGUACGAGUAGCCAUGGAC